AUUUAUAAUUUAAUUUCAAUUGCAGUCAAUUUUCACAAGUCACUCGAACGUAUUUUGUAAAUUUGAUCAAUUAAACAAGGUAUUAAAAUGGGCAGCAAAUUUCUGAACAAAUUACUGUUAAUUGCUGGCUUUGCUAGCUUGGCGCAUGCCGCAUUUUCAGCCGCACAUCAUCGCACCUAUUUGCGGCUAACAGAGCAGGAGUGGACCAGUCUGCCUUUAGAUAUCAUUUUGCAAACGGUGAUAAGCCUGGUGGUCGUUGUCUAUAAUAUUAUUCAAAUCGUGGGCAACUUCAAGGAGAUACGCGCUACCGUGGACAUGCAGCAGAAGACUUGGGAUACUCUUGGCAACUUUCCAUCAUUCUACACAUUCAAUCAUCGCGGUCGCGCUUUGAGUCCCGGCUACAAGCCGCCGCGACUCAACGAACCAGAUUCACAGCAAUAGUUGCGCUAACUAAAUGUUCAUUUGUAGCCGGUUUAAAUGUCUAGUGUAAUGCAAUUUUUUCAUAAAUUAUGCUAAUCCAA
Molecule: messenger RNA, 521 nt
Organism: Drosophila arizonae
Lineage: Eukaryota; Metazoa; Arthropoda; Insecta; Diptera; Drosophilidae
Gene: EMC5
Product: ER membrane protein complex subunit 5
Cellular component (GO): Golgi apparatus; early endosome; plasma membrane
Source: RefSeq, a predicted model, not a curated record